CCCGGCAGCACUGCCACAACUGCCGGGCACUCGGUGUAUUGCACCAGCGCAGCCCUCGGACCAGCGGGUGGAGGCGGUUCCCCGUGCCGUCUCCUCGCUCCUCCCGUUCAUUCCCCGCCCUUCCCGCCGUUCUCCUCCCGUUCCGAUCGCUCCGGUUCCGCCGCGGCCAUCUCGUGGGGCUCGGUGGUACGGGACUACAUCGCCCGGCAUGCCCCGCGGCACGGCGGGAGAACUACAGCGCCCGGCGUGCCCCGCGACGCGCGUGGCUUCAACAUGUCGGCGCCCAGGGCCGGCCGUGGUGUGGACAGCAGCUCGGACUCGGAGAGCAGCGACGGGGCGGCGGAGCGGUACCGGGAGGCGGCGUGGGACUGCGGGAAACUGCGGGCGGGCGGUGCCGUUCCGAAGGAUCCGCCGCAGGCAGCUCGGCACAGCCUCAGACGUGAGGUGAAUGGCCACAAUGAGGAUGGAAAUGAGCUACAGACCACACCAGAGUUCAGAGCACACGUUGCAAAGAAACUGGGAGCAAUGCUGGACAGUUUCAUCACUGUCUUGAAGGAUUCAUCAGGACCUUCACCAGCUUGUGUGCAGCAGUCUGACUGUGGAGAUGAUGGUUUUCGCCUCUUCUCCUCCUCUGUCCCAGGAGGCUGUGGACAAUCAGAGCGUAGCCCUGCCCCAAGGAGGAGACGGCCACCUAGUUCCAGUGACUCAGACAGUGACCAAGAGUGGCAAAAGUGCCAGGAGGCAGCUGUGUCAGCAUCAGACAUUCUGAAACAAAGUGCUUUUCCUGCACUGUCCCAGGAUUCCAGCCAGAAUGUGUGUCAGGGUUAUGUAGAACACAGACAGAAGAAAAAGAAGAAAAAGAAAAUGAAGGGAGAGAACAAAGCUGAAGAGAAAAUAAUAGACCCAGCAGAGUGCGACCAGGUCAGCAAAGAUUUGCUGCGGUUGGUUUCUGCAAACGGACAACACAAGAGACAGGACAGCAAUCAUACAGAUAAUACAGUGUCACCAGGAGCUGGGAAGAAGAAGAAAAAGAAGAAAGAGAGAGAAUAAAGAUUUUGCUCUGCAAAUGGGCAGGUGAUUGUGAUGAAUGGAGGAUGCUGGGAAAAUAACAGAGUUGCUGCAGAUGAGGGAGAACUAAUUGGCAAAGCUUUUGUUCUAAAAGCUCUGUGGCCUGGGAGUCUAAUUAAGGCCACUUCCUAUGUUGUUGACCCCCCCUUGGGGAGCACUUUUCUCCUAGCACAGCAGUUAUCUGUGCUGCUGCGUGUGCAGUCCUGGCGCAAAAGGAUUAAAUACUGUACACAGACCAGUAUGGUGGGGGGUGUAAUCAUAGCUGCAUCCCUUCUGAUCUGUUCUCUUACAUGCUGAAACCAAAUCUUGUCUCCUGGAGAAUGCAUAUGAUGAACUGAACUCAGUUUACAUGGCAACAGGUGGUCAGCUUCUUUUUUGCUUUGAUUUGCCUGUGGGGAAACUCAUUCAUUGAGGAGCAUCUGGCAGAUGUUGGUCCCUGCCCCCCCUCCAUUUUUUUUUCCACCUCUAUGAUUAUCGAAACAAUCUGCUGUUGAAACCUGCUGUGUUACUGAUCCCUCUGUAGUCCACACCUCUCCAGGGCCCCUGCCUGUAAACAGAGGUAAUGAAUUGAGCUUAUUUUGAGGUUGUUAAAAACAAGCAGUUCUGCUGCAUCCUUCUAAAUUUCUCUUAGAGUGUUUCCUGUUUUUUUUUUUUUGUUGUUGUUGUUAUUAAAUUCUUAUACAAUAUUAGUCUUAAAUUUGGCAGGUUUGGGGGACAGCAUCUUUCUUGCUGUGUUAAAUAGCUCCCCCAGCAGAGACAAAAAGGGCUGAAGAUGGCUUUUCAUUUGAGUGCUGAUCAACGCUGUGAAGUUGUUACAGGAAAUACUUUAAUCUCAGUUGCUGAGUUUCAGACCUCGUUUUGGUUGACUACGAUUUUUGUCUGUGAAAACACAGUGGGUUUUGGUACUUUUUAGCAUGGCUCUUAAUCUGUUUGUUUAAGAUUCAGUAUUCCAAGAUACAACCUGUUAUUUGGAUCAAUACUCUGCUUCUGUUGAGUUUCAGUAGGUCAAAUUCAUUGGCUCUAUUCAAGAGACCUAAAAGCUGGAUUAGAGACACCAAAAUAGUGCGCUGAUGCUCUUUGAACACAGGGAGGAAACAAGAUGUUUUCCUUCCUACUGUAAGAUCCUUGUUGUUUGUCACUUGAGAGAACACGGCGUCCAAAAAAUGGAAAGACUAGAAAAUUGCCUUGGAAAUAAUCUGAACAUGACUGAAACUAUUUGUUUUAUGGCCAGUUAAAACUUCAGUUUGCUGAAGCUAGCGCCUAGAAUGUCAAGUGCAUAUCAGUCUAAACAUUAUUUUUUGCCUUGUUCUAUAUGUUUGGUUUCUUUUCCUGCUUUUUUCUGAAUGGAAGUUAAAAUUGAUUUGCAAGUAACGCACAUGGCAGAGCAAGAAGCCAUCCUGAAAAAAUUCCUGAGAGAACCUAGUUACCAGAAUUAAUUUCUGGUUCUUGGCGAUAUCCAGCACAAGGACAAACUCUUAUGGACAUCUGCAAUACUGAAAUUUCCAGGAUUCCUUAUGCACCCAGAAGCCUUCUGCCUUGAUUCUGUGCACCCUGCAGACCUGCAGCUGCGGAGGCUUUUAGAACAGCCUGUCUUGAAGCCAGUGAGAUUUGAAGACUGUGAAAACAGAAAUGAACGUCUGUUUGUAGGCUGGGACCUCACCGAAUGCCACGGCUGGAUGCCACGUGGAGAACACUGAGCUGAGUAUGGAAUCUAUUCAAACACUGGGAAGGAGGUAAGUCUACUCAAUCACUUUAAUCUAAAGAGCAAACCUAGAGAGCUGUCCAUUAUAAACUAUAGGUACAUAAACAACAAAGAAAACAAGGAAGAAAGAAGUGUUCUUUAAACAGCUCCAUCAUCACCUUUAUCUUCACUGUAACCCACCAGUCUGUGUUAGUGAAUGGUCUGAGGCUCUGUUCAGUAUUUCAGGUUCUCUGGAGCAGGAAAACUAGUGAUCUUUGUAAAGUUUCUUCAGGGUUCCAAAUUAUGAGCCAUCAGACCAUGGACCUGGGGAAAUAGGGAGGAGGCUGCUGCCAUAUAUCACCUAGCACUCCUAUUUUAUGCACUGACACAACAGAUUGCAACAUGGUAUUUCUCAGGUUUUUACCAUUUCCAUAACAUGCUGCUGGGAGGUGUGAGGUAUUAAGGAUAGCAAAGGACAAGGUGGGAAGCAGCAAAGCUUUGAGGCUGGAUUUGAGUUCUAGUAGCAGAGCAGAAAGUAAAUAGUAGAGUGCCACAACCCAAACAACAUACUCCUGUAACUAAAUUAUACCUCACAGAUUUUGUAUUGAGAAUGAGCAUUUGAAAGAAAAGGAGUUUGUUUUGCUACACUCAUUUUCAUUUAUUACCAGUGUUUAGAAUGUGUUGAUUUCCUUAAUUGCAACAAUUUGCUGGGCCGUGACUUGGUUCUUAAAUUACUCAGACUGCUGUAAUCGUGGUGGUUGUGGAAGGGACAGCUCUUGAAGUGUGGAAACAUGGAAUGAUUUUGCUCAUUCUUCUCUUGUUUCCAGUGUCUGUUUUUGAAUUUCUUGCUGCAAAAUUGUUUUCUUUUCCUUUUUCCUUAAAUUCGGUGCUUUGGUGCUAAGACAUGAGCAGCUCUACUACACUAAACUGGACAGAAGUCACAGCAGGAUCAUGAAUGUUUUAUUAACAAAUCGAUUUAGAUGCACAUUUGAGAAACAUAUCAGUUAGUAAUCACACGGUCUGAUUUCUAUUUUAUUUUAAUAGCAAACGUAAUAAAGACUCUUUAAACAUGCUGGAAUGCUUUGCACUGUUGUAUGUACACCUUAAUACAAGUUCUAUGUUUUUCAGUUAUGAUUUUCUUCAUUUCUCCUGAAGUACAGGCAGCUUAGGCCAUUUUAGGUAAGGAUGUGCCCACUUCCUCCAGUCUUCCUCCAUUAGCUGUUCCAACGUAAUCUUUCUCUGCUGCAGGUAAUAGAGUCAUUGAACUGUGGAUUACUUAAGACUGACAACUGCUGCAUGAAAGUAUAAGUGGGUAUACAGUAGGAUUUUCUUAUUAGUUAGACUUAUUAGUCUUUAUUCUCCUUACUAUACCAGGGAAAAACCCAAAUAAUAGACAGCGGGGUCCUUGUGAACAGAAUAGAGAUCAGAUAAUAGACUCCCAAAGCCUGAAUUCUUGAAUCAAUACGACUGUUACCUUUGUUUUCAUGUGCUGAGUAAUACCCAUCCUUAAGUGUUCCUGAUGGAAUAACGCAGUAAUGGGCUAAGGUAAAGGCAGCCCAGUGUGACUUCAAGGAGCACAAAGGGAAAGAAGUCUUACUAUUUCUAUGACAGAAAUGCUAGCAGAGCAAGCUUGUAUGGGUCUGUGAGCAUGGUGGGAACGUUACCAUUGGUGAAAGAAAGGCAGAGAAGUGGUUCUCUUAGUUACUUUUUACCAUUUUACUCUUCCUGCUGAGACUGCUAAAUGCUUCAUCAGCCUGAAUGGCAUUAACAUCACCUCUGUGAGAUCUGAGAGUUACUAUCACAGUGUUCACUCCUAUUUCUAGGGUUGAAGAAAGACAAAUGUGAAUGACAAAACUGAUUCCAAUUUGUGCCCUGGGAGCUCAGUCCCAAGUGGUACAGAGGACUGUGAGCAAUGCAAGGGAACUGCUGUUCACCUUGUUUCCAGAGGGUCAGAUUUCAGUGCUGGUGCAAACCCUGUGUGUCCCAGUGAGAAAGGACUCACUCAAUAUGUGGUGUUAAUAUUCCCAAUUUAUACAAAUUUUAUGCUUUAAUUGAGUAAUCUUUGUAAAUACGAAUAGUAAUAUAAUUGACCAUUGGACUUUACAAAGAACCUCCUUCCCUAUUUUCAAUUACAAGUCAGAGUACAAUCAGAAAGUGUUAAGAGGGCAAUGCUCUGUUGUGACUGAGACACAGGAACAGCCUAACCAGCUCCUUGCCACUGCGGGCAGGAUGCAGUUGCAUUCAGAAUGAAUGUUUUGCUCUUUGUGACCAAAGGCUGUAUUUGAGCUUUCGGAUUCUCAGUGAUACUGAGGCUGUAUCUGGUGUAGUUCUUAAUGGCCGUUACUGUUCAGAGCGGGGAGUUCUGGUGUGGUAAUGCCAUAAGACCCAAUGGCUUUAAAACAGAGGUGGUCUUUCUCUUUAUAAUGCUGUUCUGGUACAGAGAAUCAGGACAGUGUCCUCGUUCAUCUGUCUGCUCCCCUUCACUUCCAGCCUCCAUCAUCAGGGUAAGGAUGAGUUUGAGAACAGGAACAGCUGUGGUGCUCAGUUAAUGAAGGAGUUUCCCACUAGGUGGUAGUGAAGAGAAUCGUGUCACAUACUGGUCAGAGCACGUUUUAAUUAUUUUUUUAUCAAGGGGAAUCCCAUGAGGAUCUUACAAGCAGAAUAGCCUGGUGUAGCUCUGAGCUAUACUGUCAAAACUGGAUCUCUUCAUUUUUUCUCAUUCCCUUUUUACUCAUUUCCAUGGCAUUUGUUCCUCUCAGAGCCAGGCAGGGUUGACAGCUUUACUUGUAAUGUCAUCUCCUGAAAGGUGAAGUGAAUCUACAUGAAUCUAUUCUGGCUCUCCUUCCACCUCCAUUACAAAGGCACCAAGGCAGAGCUGGAUAAAUGUAAUCUAAUGCCAUUUAAGCCCUUUGGAGGUGAGGACUCUGCAGCCAGUCCUUUGAUCUGCUUUUCCACCAUACUUUCCUGUCUGUUCUCUGAGAGCUACAUAAAAGAAAACACAGUAUUUUUGGUUGCUUCUGGUUUUGAAAUACUUUAACAGGUCAAAGCAGUGCAUCAGUCUGUAUCAAAGGCACCAGACAGAACAGCUGUUUUGGAAGGGCUUUGUAAUGUCAGAGUACAUUCUCACUGAAAUUCAGACUAAAGCUCCCCUGUAGGUCCAAAGGAAGCACGUACAAAAGAGAUGAGGAGGAAAUCAUCUCGGGGACGCAGGCUGUGCUCCCCUUUGGAGUAAUGCAGGUGAUGGGUCUGCAAGGAGGAAUACAUUUGUCCUGUGAAUUCAGCUGGCUACUCUAAUGUAAUGAUAGACCAAGCUUGCAAAAUCAUGGAGUAGUUUAUGCACCAACCCUGGGAUGCUGGAAAAGAAAAUAAAAAGUAUAAAUAUUGUAUAUAAAGUAUAUAUGUUAUAUUGAUAUAUAUAUACUUGAAUAGCUCAUCAGCUAAAAUAUCACUUGUGUCAAAUUAAUGUGCUGUAAAUUGUGUAAGACAGAAAUUGGAAGCAUUUCAAUAAAGGAGCAGAGCAGGAAUAUCGCUGCUUUACAGA
Coturnix japonica (Japanese quail) is the source of this 6290-nucleotide messenger RNA. RefSeq names its product chromosome 9 C12orf43 homolog (gene C9H12orf43). Lineage: Eukaryota; Metazoa; Chordata; Aves; Galliformes; Phasianidae. The record is from RefSeq and is a predicted model, not a curated record. Gene Ontology annotation, biological process: Wnt signaling pathway; Spemann organizer formation; negative regulation of Wnt signaling pathway.